This is a messenger RNA of Lactuca virosa, 622 nucleotides long. The record is from the annotation of a GenBank genome assembly. Lineage: Eukaryota; Viridiplantae; Streptophyta; Magnoliopsida; Asterales; Asteraceae.
CUUCUCUAACACCAGCAGACGCACACCGUAAACAGUAGUACUGUAGAAUAACGAUGGCGUUCUUGAGGAUGUCAAUGGCGAAAAGCAUCGCCCGUGAGAGCAAGAAUCGUUGUAUCUUGGCCUUCACAAGGUGGACUCACGCCAUCGCGCAGCCGCCGCCUCUGGACAGUGCGAUAAGUCGAUCAACAGUAGUACCGCCGAUGGUUUUGCCGGAAUUCGAAAAACGCAUAGACACCUUCAAUAAUGAAAUCGGGCCCGGUUUCUAUGUUGGCAGCGGAUCUAUGGAGCUCAUGGCCGUCCCUAAGAAGAAGACGUCUCCUCAUAAACGUGGAAUAAGAAAUGGACCAAGAGCACUCAAGCCAAUUCCAGUGAUCAUACGUUGCAAGGUUUGUGGGCGAGUGAAACUGCCUCAUUUUUUCUGUUGCAGUGGGCUUAGAGACACAAAUGGACAAAAUGAUUCCACCAGUUAAUCACAGAUUCAUAAUCAUUUUCAAUCUUGUUUGAAAACUCAUAAUAGACAUAGAAUCAGAUGUCAUAAGAGACAUGUUCCUUUCCUAUUUGAACUUUUGUACAACUGGCAUUUGUCAAUGAUCAGUUUCUUUUUCAAGGUAGCUUCUAUGGU